Messenger RNA from Tarenaya hassleriana, 2477 nucleotides. Its product is annotated as ubinuclein-1-like. Gene Ontology annotation, cellular component: nucleus. Lineage: Eukaryota; Viridiplantae; Streptophyta; Magnoliopsida; Brassicales; Cleomaceae. Bases 130 to 2193 code for a protein of 687 amino acids. The transcript is spliced from 15 exons. The record is from RefSeq and is a predicted model, not a curated record.
CUUCAAUCUCUCCCUCUCUCUGCCUUCAGUCUUCACAUCAUAUUAUUCUCCCGAUCCCCUCUCCUGAUUCGUACCCUAAUUUCGUUGUCUCCGAAGACAGUCAACCGGGGACUGGACCUGACCCGGCCAAUGUCGGAACCCAAGGGCACGAGUGGCGGUUUCACUGCCGGUGAAUCAUCGAGGGCUUCGCCGAAGCUCGUCACCGCCGGUGACCGACAAUUGCUCAUUGUAGAGCUCCGGCCUGGAGAGACGACGUAUGUCUCGUGGAAGAAGCUCAUGAAGGAGGCGAGCAAGGUCAAUGGCACCUCUGCGUCGGUACCCGACCCGCCUCCGAACGCUAACCCUAAUCUUGAGACUCGGUUAGCACAGGGGCACCCUGCGGAAGGUGAAAAGGCUGACCAACCUAAUCGUUUUAGUGCUGUUAUUGAGAAGAUUGAGAGAUUAUAUAUGGGAAAAGAUAGUAGCGGGGAAGAGUUAGAUAGUUCUCCGGAUGACGAUGAGUAUGACACUGAGGAUUCAUUUAUCGAUGAUGCUGAAUUGAAUGAGUAUUUUGAAGUUGAUAAUUCAGCAGUUAAACAUGAUGGCUUUUUUGUCAAUAGAGGAAAGUUGGAGCGGAUCAGUGAACCUUCGACAACAUCUAACCUGCAAUUGAAGAAAAGGCAAAGGAAAGAGUCAGCAAAACCUUGUAGUGAUGUUGCUGAUGUGUUGAAUAAACAAGUGAAAGUGGCUAAGAUGGCCGGGGAAAAGGAUCAAUCAAAUGCUUCUCGGCAGUCAUCGAAGAAAAAGUCUACCGAUGCAAAGGCAGCACAAGCACAAGAUUCUUUGUCAUCUUUCAGAGGCCCAGCUGUCAAUGCUUCCUUAUCUUUGGAAGAUGCGAAAUAUUACGAAAAAGCAAAUCAUCAGCUGAAAAAUGCUGCAAGUCACAAGGCAAAGGAUGUUGGACCUUCUGAUGCACUUCUUCAAAAGUACAACAACAAAAGUGCUCACCAACAAUCUAGUUCCGUGCCAGGGAAUUCUCUGCAAAAUGUUUUGGCAGGAGCAGCAGUUACUAAGAAAGAAAAGAACGGCAUGCAUGAACAGGCGAAUGCAACAGGAAGCAGACAGCUUAUGCAAAAGGCUAAACCUUUCUCUGCUCAGAAAAAAGAUAGUUCUAAUGUGAGGCCUAAAACUUCAUCGCUUGAGAAAGCCAUCAGGGAAUUAGAGAAAGUGGUUGCAGAAUCAAGGCCUGAGUGCCAAGAAGCUGAUACUUCAUCCCAGGGAGUUAAGAGGAGAUUGCCAAGGGAAGUAAAAGUGAAGCUUGGUAAAGUUGCUAGGAUAGCGGCAAAGGAAGGAAAGGUUUCGGCGGAGUUGAUCAAUCGCCUUAUGAGCAUUGUUGGUCACCUAAUACAGCUUAGAUCACUUAAGAGGCACUUGAAAAUUAUGAUUGAUGGGAGCAUGUCUGCAAACCGGGAGAGAGAUGAUAAAUUCCAACGGAUCAAGAAGGAAGUAAUCGAGAUGAUAAAGACACAAGUCCCUUUGAUGGAAUCUCAGGCAACAGAACAACAAGCUGGAAAAUCAGAUGAUUUUCAAGACGCUGGCUUUAUAGAAAAAGCUCCACAAAAGAAGAAUUUUGUCAUGGAUGCGGCAUUGGAGGACAAAAUUUGUGAUCUAUAUGAUAUCUUUGUUGAUGGGUUGGAUGAAGAUGUGGGUCCACAGAUCAGAAAGCUAUAUGUAGAGUUGGCAGAACUGUGGCCCAACCGGUUAAUGGACAAUCACGGGAUCAAGCGUGCCAUUUGCCGAGCGAAAGAGAGGCGGAGAGCAGCGUACGAAAAGAUCGUGACCGAAGCAAAUAUGAAGAAGAGGAAGCAGUUAGGAACUGUUCGGCCUGAUCCAGCUGCAGUUGUUCAGCAAAAGCAUGGCGGAGAGAAAACAAGCGUUGAUCCCAGCACAACCACAAAUGUACCCGACUCUUCUCAUGAGAGAUCGAAGCAACAGAACGAUAAGCUAAAGGGAAGUGGGAACAUAGAAGAAACAAAGGCGGUAAAGAGAAGGACAGAGACGAGGUCAGAGCCCGAAGAGUAUGGCCCGCCUCCCGAGAAGCAGCUCGUUCUGGCCCUGACAAAGCAGCAGCCACAGCUGCAGGUUGUCUCGGCUCCUCCUCGGAAACCUCAUGCCGCCGCUGGGUUGGAUCUAAACCUGAACCAGUCAAGUUGACAUGAUGAUGACUGAUGAAUGAUAAUGAUGAUGAUGAUGAUGUUACUUGCCGAGGCUGUCUUGGUGGAGGAGACAGCUAUGUACCUCUUCGCCGCCUCUCUAAUUCUCUUCCCGUUUGCAGGUGGUACGGAAUUAAGCUUCUGUGCCAUUUUUUGUAGCGAAGUUCUUCCUUUUUUUUAAUCUCUACACAUCAUAUUGUCUACUUCUAGUCUCCGUUUACGCUAAAGAGUCGAUUUCCUCUGUAUAAAAAAAAAAAUUAGGUUUCAAGAGCAGUAGUUCUGAUU